Messenger RNA from Ctenopharyngodon idella (grass carp), 4239 nucleotides. RefSeq lists its product as uncharacterized. The transcript has a single exon. The record is from RefSeq and is a predicted model, not a curated record. NCBI's taxonomy places the organism in Eukaryota, Metazoa, Chordata, Actinopteri, Cypriniformes, Xenocyprididae. The coding region runs from base 1 to 1356 and encodes 451 amino acids.
AUGCUAUGGAGCAGAAGAUUACCGGCCUCACCGCCCCAUCCUGAGCCCCGGAGUGGGGGUGGGGGGUGGGCCGGGGCAGCAACACACACCUGCAGUGACUGGCGCUGGGCCAGUCUCCAGCAGCACCGAGAGAGGAACGAGUGGAAUGGGGACUGGGAGCAACAGCAACAACACCGGUUCUUUCCUGGGUUCCCUGUUUGGGGGCAAGCGAUCCAAAGCGCCGGGCCCUAUUAUCCCCCCGGGGCCACCUUACCCCGCCCCUGUGGCCCCGCCGACUACAGGAGGGCCGCCACCUCUGUCCCCGUCCUCGAUGUGCCCGGCGGAGGGCGGGGGACCUUCCAAGAUCCAGGCCCUGCACGCCCAGUACUGCCACACUACCAGCAACAGUGUCAGUGGACAGCCUCCGCCCCCGUACUACCACCACCAUCGCUUCCAUACACAGACCGUACCCUCGUCUGGACAGCAAGGCCUCCAUACUCUUCAGCGGGUCACCUUACCUCGACGGCCACUCCCCAACCCCUCCGCGCACUCCCCGUACCAGCCGAUCUCCCAGCAUACUUUGCAGGGUCGCUACGGGAGCAUGGGCAACAUGGGCAACAUGGGCUCCGGCCACCCUCCCCCCCUUUCUCCUCACUCCCCACUCUCCCCUCAUCCGCAGUUUGCUCUGUUCCACACUCAGCCCACACACUCGGCCAGAGGGGGCGGCAUCAGCAAGCCCCCUCUCACGCUGUCGCACUCGCAGCCGCACCCGCACGCACACUCCCACACCCACCCCGUGCACGUGCACACGCCGCACCCGGGCUCCCACCCCGUGCACCAACCUCACUUCGUCUUCGCCAGCCCUCCGCCUCCGCCCUUCCCUGCCCCCACUCAGCCGCCUCCAGUCUCCGCGUCCGGCACUGUCCACCACGGGCCGCCGGCCGGCCAGUAUCUGCCCCAGUAUCCUCCGUUGUCCUCCAUCCCCCCUCCCCCCCCCCACUCCCCUUUACCCCCCCCUUCCUCCCCCCUUACCCCUCUUACGCCUCUCUCCCCUCUCCCCCCCCAGCACCAAGGUCCACCUUCCCAAGCCGGGGGUCAGCAAGGGCCCUCGCCGGCCCAGACUGGAGCCGUACCUGGGGGGACGGGCACAGUCGAACGCGCCAAAUCCAAACCUACCAACCGGAUCAGCACGGUAGUGUGAGCCGGGGGAAGUCGCGAGGCUGGGGGUCGCUGAAGGGUCCUUUGGUGGUCGGAGGGGGGACCUCCGCGAGGGUGGAGGAGGCGGGCAGGGCCAAAGCUGAUAAUAAUGCCAGUGGGAAAAAGAAACGCAGCCUGCUAAGACUCUGCUACUUUCACCUGCGCUUCCCACAAGUGUAAUCGAAGGGACUUACCAAGGCAAAAAUACGUUAACACACAAAUGCCAUACAGGUAGUUGGAGGCCCUCGGGUUGAUUAGUGCUGUGGGAUAACAAUAAAGAGAAACAAUUAGGACAUUUUGCGCUCAGUUCAGCAGUUGUAGAUGAGUUUGGCUUGACUGCCAAUUGACCUUUUGGCUUCUUCUUAAAUUCCAUAUUCAGACAAGAAAUAACCUACUAAAGCAUGUAAAAGGCACGUGGACGUGCACACACAAACUCGAACAUAAAAUUGUCCACAGUCUUGUUUCAGUUAGCCAUAGCCAUAAAGUUAGGGUAAAAUGGUUCCAUUUUGCAUUCAUCAUCGCAGGCACUGGAGAAACUGAGUACCUUGCUUGACCUGUGAACCUGUUUAGGAAAUGUGAAGACCAGAGAGCAUACAAAUAACAGUGUGCUGGACAGAUCAAAGCACAGUAUGUUCAAUGAUUUCAUACAUUCAGUAAUCAUGUUAAACAUUAGUCGCUAGCAUUCGCAAGAUGCAAUAAUCUUUUCACUAAAUUGAUGUCCAGCUUUUACUUGCUAAAUAAUUUUAAAUGCUCCAUUGCUUUUUUUGUACACAUCUAUAACAUUGACAUAUAUGAGUGUUAAUAGAGAUAAAUCCACAAAGCAAAUAUCUUGGUAUGAUUGGUUGAAGUAAGUCAGUAUUGGCCUGACCUCUUCCACUCUUAAGACUAGUCAGCUGUAAAAAGCCUUGUAUGUGGAUGUGCUGUUUGUAAUCAUCCUAGAAUCACUGUUAGAAUUAUUAAUGUGUAUAUAAAAUUAUAGGAAAUUUUAACACAAAAUAAUAUUUCAGUAAUAGUAAAUAUAUAUAAGUCAAAUAAUAUAUCAGUAACAUUUUAUCUAUGAACUUACUAUUCAUAGCUACAGUUGCACCAAUACCGUGUUUCAGAAAAGGAAAUUUAUACACAAAUGAGAAAACAAGUAAAUUUCAUAAUUUGAUCUUUAAUUUUAUGUUGAAUCCAAAGUAUUGUGCCUAAAAUUUAAACGUUUAUGGCAGCAUUGUUUUAUUCUACAUUAUGUUACUUUGUCUUUAACCAGUUUGGUUUGACAGUCAAUUUUUUUUUUGAAGAAACCCGAAGGGCUUGAAUGAAUUUCAAAGGAUGUUUACUCACAUUACAGUAAAAAUCACUGAGCCAAUUGGUGUCCAUUAUCAUCCAUGUCUAAAUUCUUAGCACAUAAAGUUUCAGUAAAUUUGUCAAGGCCCAGAAUGUGAAAACAAAAGGCACUUUAUAAAUGAAUGUUUUCUGAACUGUAUUAAAUUAAUAUAUCUCCAUAAUCCAUUAAACAAAUAACAUUAAACUUUUUCCAGGUUAAGUAUUUUUACCUAUGAGGGCUAGUGACAUAUGAAGGAAACAUUCCAUGAAAGAUUGUUGCCAGUCUUCACAUCUGAAAUGUCUGUAUUCAUCAGUUUUCAUUGGGUCCUCACAUUAAUACUGCCAACCAUACUUUACCAAGGUGUUUUUGAUUAUAUUUUAUGCUGUUAUAUGAAUGUUUGCUAUGAAUUUCAAUUUUAAUGAAUAUAACUAUUCUUCUUUUAUGUUAUGAAACUAAAUUUGACAAAAUACAAUAGAUACAUGUAAAUAGGAAAUGCUUUCUCAUGCUUUGACAUUCAACGGUGAAGUGUCAAGGGUGUGUUUUAUUGUUAUUGAUGACUUUUAUGGACAAACACACUUGUCUUAACAAGUGUCCUUGAAUGUUGAAGACUUUAUUUGGGUAUUAUUUAAAUUUUUUUUUUCUUUUUUAAACAGAAAUUGUGUACCAGUCAUGAUGUUUUUGAUUCAGCUUUGUGUGCAGCUGAUUUUUGGUUUGGGCUAAAAGACGACCUAUUUUGACAACAUAGCACCAUACUUCAUUUUUCAAUAACCUUCCUCUUUUUUUCCUCUGUAUGAAUAAUGGAGGAGAAAAGGAAGAUGGGGGAACCUAUAUAAAUGAAUUAUCACAUUAAUACAAGGAAUUCAGUUUACCUGUACAAGAAAUCAAGGUAAUUUAACCUUAAGUAAGGCCUUAGUGUAAGUACUGCUUGAAGUUUCUGUUUGUGCGGAUGCUUAACGUGAUCUCAAGUGCUGUUAUAUAUUUCUGGACUGGGCUUAAUGCAGAUGCUCAGUAUUAUUUGUCUUGAUGUGAUGCUCAGUUAUUGUGUGUAAGAUAUUUAUGCCCUUUUGCUACCUUUUCAAAAUGCCAUCUCUUUCUAUGUGCUCCUGCAUAUGCUAUUUACAUAUGAUCAGCACUGCACAGUACUAUAAAUAAAUAAUAGGACAGUAUAGUGGAAAAUGGGGCUCCAUUUACAUAUAUUCCAUAGACAAAUACCAAUAUCGAUAUGAGAUGGGACAGAAUAUAAAGAUUAAAAAUACAUAACUUAUUAAUAUUUACUUUGUUUCAAGAUUGAUUUCCAUGCUCUUUUUCAUUAACUGUCUGUCUUCCCGCUGUGAAUUUUACUGCACGAGUAUGUCUGUAUUUACUGAGCUCUGUAACAAACUGUACAUAGACUGUCACAGUAUGAUUUAAUAUUGACAGUGGAACAGGGAAAGUGUUAAAGGUUUAUGUAUGAGUGUGUGUGUGUGUGUGUGUGUGUGUGUGGGUGGGUGGGUGUGUUUGUGUGAAUGUGUAUGGGGAGGUGGCAUUAAGUGUAGAUGAUCACUGCAUAUUUAUUUUGAUCCAAGAAAAUUAAUUUUAUCUGUAAACUUGUACAAGUGUGUAUGUCAAAGCAGGUAGAAGUGUAAUUUUGAAAAAGGUAUAUGAAGUCAUCUUAUUUGUGUACAGACAAUAUAUGAAAUUAAGCAAAUUCGGAGAGAUGUGAAUAUUUAUUGCCUAACAUUAUGAAUAAAAAUAUAUAAAGUGUCCUCACACAA